AUUUCAUACACUACGACGAACGACUGCAUCGGUGUCGUAAAGUAAAACGUCACACGAGUCGCGGAAGCAUUGAGGAUGACAUUUAAAAUUCGUAGUUGGGUUAUUCGAAAGGUUUCGAUAAGCGAUAAAAACCAUAACGUGCAGUGAUCAGCUAUAUAUUUUAUGUAGGAACGGAAUAACUUUUCACUCAAGUAAUAAAAGAGAAUAAUUUUACAAAGGGAUAGGAUUCCAUUGCGCGAGUGUUGAGUAAUCUUACGUGCACAAGUGCUGCUAUAGUAAUGUAUAUGUGUGUUUGACAGUGCAAAAAGAGAAUUUCAAGAAAAUAAUUGGGACUGUAAACGUAUAACAGGAAUUACGAACGAAAACACGUACGGAUGAAACCCAAAAAUCGACAAGGAAGAACUGUGAGGUAAAAAACCGACGACAGUCACCGUUGACGAGACGUGUGAAAAGGUACCAGAGAUGGACGUCGAUAACGAUUUGGAUCAGAAUUUGCUUCAUCAAUUCAGUUGUCUCGGGACCACCGACAAGGAUGAUCUCGUCAAGCAGCUACAAAGGCUACUCGCUGGCAGUCAGCUCAACGAAGCAACAGCGGCCUUUUUUCUUGACAUGAAUAAUUGGAAUCUACAAGCUGCGAUAUGUAGUUACUUUGAUUUUGGAUCGCCCUUCAAACUACCCUCUAUGACACUAGUCUGCGACAGUACAAUUGGCGAGGGUGAAUCUGUCCAGCCCAACACACAGUUCAAAAAAUUAUGGUGGGUACAAAAUUCAGGAACAGAAGCAUGGCCGGAGGGCAUUGUUCUACAAUACACUGGUGGUACACAAAUGGGUGAUUGCACAAGAGUGCAAGUUCCUGUACUAGCGCCAAAAGAUUCAACCGAAUUAAGUGUUGUUCUUACAAGUCCUGCUGAGCUCGGUGUAUUUCAGAGUAAAUGGAGAAUGAUGACAUCAACGGGUUCCUAUUUUGGGGAUGUAAUUUGGGUGAUAGUGACGGUGAGUGAAACAGGCACGCUAGCUGUCACGCAACAAUUGCAUCAAUUAAGUACUUCACAGUCUGGCGAUGUACAAAUGUCCUAGCCCCCCUGCAAUGUCCAACUUCAAGAAAGGGUUUAUAACGAGAUUUUAAGGAGAAGGAGAAGAAGAAGAAUGAGAAGAGAAAGGAGAAGAAGACAGGAGAAUGGAAAUUAAGAAACGCCCAUUUUUCGAAAACCUCUAUCUAUUUUUGAAAGAUUUAUCUUAAAAGAAGUAUGAAGUAAAAAGAAAUGCGUAAGAAAACAAGAAAAUAUAGAUUCAAUCGUUAAUUCAGCUUGGAUAAUAAGCACAUUUGAGAACAAAGAGCAACUGCUGUGUCUCGUGAACGCUGAUUCAUUGGAAGCUCGGAUUUUUCUAAGGUUUCCGUUGUUCUGGUCGAUCCGUUAUGACAUUGACAUUUUUUUCUGUUUCUUUUUUAUCACAAUAGUAUUCGCAUUUAUGUCGAUAAAAUACGAUACGCGAAGUUUUUAACGAAGAAGGAAUAUUUGAAAUUGACAAAAAUUUUCAAUAGAUGUGCGAAAAUUAUAAACACUUUUAUUAAAGAAAAUUUUUCUCACGUACGAGACUUUUCCGAGUAACAAUCGUAUCGAAUCUUCAGACAGUUUCAUACUUUCUCGAUCUUCAAGAAAUCGGUCCUCGAGAUGUUUCGCAUGUUCGUACGGGGAAAUUAUAGUAUCGAAAAGCUUUUAGCAUUUGUUUGAAAGUUUUGUAGUUUAAAAAAUAAUCAUUGAAUUUUUUCCACGCGUAAAAUAAAUUUGUUGAUAUUUCAAAACACUUUUGAUCUCUUUUAAACUCCUCUUUUUCAAAUUUCUCUUUUCCUCAAUGUAAUAUUUGAAAAAACGUUCGUUUGAUGCCUUAAAAAUUGAAUAAAUAUAUAUAUAUAUAUAUUCCUUUACAAUUUUACGAUAACUAAAGGAAAAUGAUAAUUUUUAAAGAAUCCGUCAGCAUUCAGAAAAAAAUAAGUUCGUUUCACGAAGCGAACAAAAAUGGUUUAAUUGUCGAUCGAAAAAUGUUCUGACUAAAUAAUUCGAUAAUUAUUUUUUAGUACUAUUAUUAUCGAUAAUCAAAAUUAGUAAGGGUUUAAAAAUAGAUAUUAAGUAAUAAGCUAUUCAAUUUUAAAUUUCUAAUUUUGAGUAGCUGAUUGCUUAAUUGAUAAAAUGACAAGAAAAUUCGCAAGAUUAGAGAGGAUUGAGAAAAUUUUGUUUAGCUUAAUCGAGCUUUGUAAUAUAAAUUCGUUUAAAUACCCAGAAAAAAAUGCAAUGAACAUAAUCGGAAAAUUAUUUCCAAAUUCGAUUGAAUAAUGGAACAAGUUUUUUCAAAUCUAACGCGUUCAAGUCUAUUCAUCUUGUUGACCGUCAACUCAUUCGUUAUAUUACAGAAGUUUUAAUGUAAGUACAGAAAAAACAUUAUUUAACGAAAUCGAAGUUGCUCAUUUGAAUUAAUGUGAAAUCAUAGUAAACACGGAAAUGUGUAGUGAAACAGGUUUUCAGCUGUAUCGAAAUCGAAAUUCAACCAGUAAUUGGAAAAUUGAAAAUUCUCAAAUUACUGGGCGAGUUUAAGUUUGUGCUGUUUAACUUUUAUAAGAAUUAUUCUCCAUAAUCAGAAACUAAUCAAGACAACGAGUCGACAGUUCGUUUAGAGAAUAACGACCGUUUUUUCAUGAAUUAUCAUUUCAAAUGCUGAAUAUAUUGAAACAUUGUUUUCAUGAAAACAAUAUUCAAACAGAAUUCUUCAAAAAACAACGAUUUCCAGAACUCGAACUACAUGUCGAUCUGUGAUGAUGCAAAUGCAUUCGCGUGUUCGCUGGUGCGCAAAAUCUAUCGGUUGGUCUUGAUGCUACUACGUCGAUUACAUUGACAAAAUUAUUCGUUUACACUCGUAAUAUCAUUGCAAAUUUCUAUGUCAGUUUUUUAUGUUGUAUAAAUUGAAAUUUAUUUACGGAGAUAUACCUUAGUGAAGAUAAAAUCUUAGAAUGCAUCAUUGAAGAAACUGUGGGAAAAUUUUAUCAAAUGUUGAAACAAAUAUAUUCGUGUGAAAAUCAUAUCUUUCAAAAUUGAUGAAAAAAGUUGGCAAAUUAUUUCAAGGAAUGUUGGAAUUCAUUUAUUCUUACAUAUAUAUUUACAUGCGAGAAAGAAAAAAAUUUCUCAAUAAUUGUUUAUAGAUCUUCAAGGUCAAGCCUUGUAGAACCCUUUGUGCUGCUCCUGCAGGAAUCGAUCAAUCUUAAUUACAUACCUUUUUGCUCAUUUUCUUUUCUUUAUUUCUAACAAUAUACCUUCAAUUCACGUUGCCCCUGUAAUGUGAUCUCUUGAUUUGAGCGAGUGGUUUUAAAAAAAAUAAAAAGGAACAAUCGGAAUCAGAAUCGUUCUGAAUUUUUCGAUGAGGCUGAAUAGCCGUGAUAUGAAUUGACGAAGAAAGUGUCUUCGAGCGAUAUUUAAGAAAUCGAUAUGAAUGAAAGACGAAACAAAUAUUGAUAUAUAAGUUUAUUAAAAAAAAUAUAAUUUUCAUUAGGAAAUAAAGUAUAGUUAUCUCUUAAA
Molecule: messenger RNA, 3566 nt
Organism: Venturia canescens
Lineage: Eukaryota; Metazoa; Arthropoda; Insecta; Hymenoptera; Ichneumonidae
Product: protein ILRUN
Exons: 4
Coding region: 463-1077 (204 amino acids)
Biological process (GO): macroautophagy
Cellular component (GO): phagophore assembly site
Molecular function (GO): ubiquitin binding
Source: RefSeq, a predicted model, not a curated record